GGUCCAUUUGGCGUGAUUUGUCAACAGAACAGCACUUGAGCGCACCUUCAAGUUGCAAAGCUCGGAGGAUGGAGCCUGUGAGUUAGCCGUGAAGGCAGCACCGUAGUGUGUACUGUCUACCACUUGUUAGAGCGGCAGACUUGAGAGUUGCUGCUAACUGACACAGUAUGGUGUGAACUUCAGUUUUGAUAUCUCUUUAUUUUACAUUACAAACGACUCUUUCUCUUUUAGGGUUUGUUUUCGGUCUUGAUGACUCAUCAUUAGCCUCUCGAUGUUUAUGUCACCGUUUUAUAUUUUUUACUAACAAUUUGGCAUAUUUUUUUUUAAGUGAACAUCUAUGUGACAGAGGAUCGGUGUAACCCUGACAUGGCUGAGUUACUGCCACAACAGCCGCAGCCGGGCGAUAUAGACCCGGACUUCGAGCCUCUCUCUCGCCCGCGGUCCUGCACCUGGCCGCUGCCCCGGCCGGAGCUCAUCGACCCGGCCAGCUCUAACACAUCCUCCCCAGCACCGUCUGUACAGCAGGAGCCAGCAGCAAACGCCGAGUUCAUCAGAAACCUCGACCUGUUGGAGGAGGACUAUAAAGAAUACUCCGAGCAGAAACCGCUUUGCAAUGUUUUUCAGUGCCGGGACAGCAACUGUGUGCAUCAUUACCCCCACCAACAUCAUCAUCAUCACCAUCAUCAUCAGCUCCAACAGCAGCACCAGGUCCCGGGUCCACAGCUGUCGUCCCAGCAACAGGUGCCAAAUCCUGGGGUCCCACCUUUGGGUGGACCCGGGCAAAGGAAGAGCAGCUCGUCCCGGCGAAACGCCUGGGGGAACAUGUCGUACGCAGACCUGAUCACCAAAGCCAUAGACAGCUCACCUGAGAAGCGGCUGACCCUGUCUCAGAUUUACGACUGGAUGGUUAAGAGCGUGCCUUACUUCAAAGAUAAAGGAGACAGCACCAGCUCCGCGGGCUGGAAGAACUCCAUCAGACACAACCUGUCCCUGCACAGCCGCUUUGUGCGCAUACAGAACGAGGGAACGGGAAAAAGCUCCUGGUGGAUGCUGAACCCAGAGGGAGGAAAGAACGGAAAGUCACCUCGACGCAGAGCUACCUCCAUGGACAACAGCAAUAAGUUUGUCAAGAGCAGAGGAAGAGCCGCAAAGAAAAAGAUGGCUCUACAGGAAGGGCUUGAAGGAGGAGCAGGCAGCCCCAGUUCCCAGUACUCUACCUGGAUUGGAAGCCCAAACUCCCACAGCAACGAAGAUUUUGAACCCUGGAAAACAUUUAGGACACGUACCAGCUCUGAUGCCAGUACUCUGAGUGGUCGCCGUUCACCUUUCCCUUCUGAACAGGAUGAUGUGGGGGAGUCGGAUGGCCACAUAAUGUAUCCUGGAGUUGCUGGUGCUAAGAUAACCUCGACCCUGCCCAGCCUGUCUGAGGUGUCUGGAUCCAUGGGACAGCAUCGCUCAGAAAAGGUCAUGGAUCUGCUGGAUAACCUUAACUUGCUGUCUCCUAAACCCUCCCAGCUCAGCUCUGACUCCUCACACUCCCCGCGCUCCUCAAACGCCAGCAUGCUUCAGAGUAGCCCCUAUAACUCCACUGGACUGACCCCACACCAGCAGCAGGACUACCAGAAGUGCUUGUAUAGUCAGGUGAGAAUGCACUCCCUGUCCCCUGCUCCUAUGCAGACACUUCCAGAGGCUAAGCCCAGCUUUGGGGCUUAUGAGAACCAGUAUAUCUUCCCUUCUGGGCUGCUGACAGGAGAACCAGACACUAGAAGGGACAUGCUGCACUCUGAAGUUGGGAGGGCAAGUUGUCCAUUACCUACUUAUAGCAGCCAAAGCCAUGUGGGUGGUCAUAAUGGAGUAAAAAUGAUGAAUCCCUCUCAGAGUCACCCACUUCCUCGUGUAAAUCCACAUACUCUGCAUAGACAGGGUCCAGCUGCCUCACAAGACUUGAAUAGCUGUAACAUGAUACCCCUGACUAGCCUGACUAGCCAUUCAGGAACCUCUCUUCGAAUGGCUGGUCCAAGGACAUGCAUGCAGCUCCCCCUCGGACUCCCUCCACACACUAAUGAUGCCUCAGCGACCUACGGCAGCAGCAACAGCUACAGAGAACUCAACUCUGUACAUCCACACAGUCAUCAUCAUCAAGAGCAUCUACCCAGUGAUCUCGACAGUGUGCCUACUGAAAGGUUUGAAUGUGACUUGGAGUCUGUCCUCCACGACACACUCAUGGAUGGUGGGGGGCUGGACUUUAAUUUUGAUCCAGCAGCUGGGCCUCAUGGGUUUUCCCAGAGGGUGAAGACGACCACACACAACUGGGUGUCAGGGUAGCAUCGCAGAGAGGUUUUUCUCAACAUCACUCUACUGCUCACCUUCAUUCAGAGAGUGGAAUCCAAAGAAGCUUUCACCAUCAUUAUCCACAGAUCAGAAGAGGUUUAUCAAUCAUGUCCUGACGCAGAAAUAAGACGCAACCAUCACUGCAGUG
Messenger RNA from Oreochromis aureus, 2479 nucleotides. Its product is annotated as forkhead box protein O1-A-like. Gene Ontology annotation, molecular function: RNA polymerase II cis-regulatory region sequence-specific DNA binding; DNA-binding transcription factor activity, RNA polymerase II-specific. The transcript is spliced from 4 exons. Lineage: Eukaryota; Metazoa; Chordata; Actinopteri; Cichliformes; Cichlidae. The coding region runs from base 367 to 2325 and encodes 652 amino acids. The record is from RefSeq and is a predicted model, not a curated record. Gene Ontology annotation, cellular component: nucleus. Gene Ontology annotation, biological process: regulation of transcription by RNA polymerase II.